This is a messenger RNA of Acanthopagrus latus (yellowfin seabream), 3845 nucleotides long. Its product is annotated as major intrinsically disordered Notch2-binding receptor 1-like. NCBI's taxonomy places the organism in Eukaryota, Metazoa, Chordata, Actinopteri, Spariformes, Sparidae. The record is from RefSeq and is a predicted model, not a curated record. Gene Ontology annotation, cellular component: plasma membrane. The transcript has 4 exons. Bases 608 to 3034 code for a protein of 808 amino acids. Gene Ontology annotation, biological process: negative regulation of cell population proliferation; negative regulation of TOR signaling.
GUCUGGCAGCCAGUCCUGCAUGUAGGCAGCAAUCUAGCGAGCAAUUUACCCUGGACCUUAUGGUUUACUGUCAGUUUAGAGUUUUAGGAGUGUCAAUUAGCAAACAUCAAUUUUUAAUCUGCCCUUUAUGCUCAACCUGCGCACAUCGCACAUAACCUAUUAUUACUAUGGCACCAUGAGGAAACAUCCUCCAGGACCUGACCCACUCAUGCACGGUGGACUGUCCUGCCAGGAGUGCGUGUGUGCGUGUGUGUGUGUGUCUCCUCCAAUAUAUCAAUAAGAAAUGCAGGUGCACUGUUAACUCUGCAUGUGGCGUCGCUGAUCUGUGUUGAGGGGAACCCGUUUGGAUGUAUUUUAAGGUCCCUUAGGGGACUGCAGGGACUUGUGGGAAGAUGACCUGAUUUCCAAUUUUCUCCUCCUGCCUGGGCUGUCGGCGAGUCGCUGCUACAAACGAAGAAGCCCAUGAAAGGACUCAGAGAGUGUGAGCUGCCCCGGAUCUGUUCGGAUUAUGGCCUCGUUAUUGACAUAAACGGGAUUUUAUUCGAUUUUUAUUGAAUGGACGCAGGCGCGACUGCAAUUCUCUUUCAGUAGAUUCAGGUGAGCAGCCAUGGCUAACCUGCAGCAGGAAUACCCUGGGGUCCUCCUGGGGAUCCUGGAGGAGCUGGCCAAUAUGCGGCAAUUGCUGACAUUUCAGGACCUUUGUCGCAUGGUCAGCACCCGCUAUGACCUGGAGCACCUCAUCGAGCUCAGGAGUUUGCUGUUUGCGGCUGCCAGCCGGGAUCCCUGUUUCCCAGCCACUCUCUUCAGAGACAGGGUUUCCGCCAGAGGCCAGGGGCUAUCACCCAUAGGCGUCGCUGCUGACAUUGUUACAAUAUUCAAUCUUAUUCAGAUGACGGGUGGAGCCACUGAUGACAGCCAACCAAUGAGAGCCCAGACGGUCCUCCCUGUCGACCAGUCCCCUGUCCCCAGUCUGCCUGGAAUCCACCAGCUGAACAUUUAUGGUCGAGAAAGAGCACGUGCCCACUCUGACUCCAGUGGCAGGCCUAUCGAUCAGCACUUGCUGUUUCCAAGACCUAAUUACUCUGCCCGCAAGCGAGCAAGUCUUCCCCCAGAUCCACUCUCACUUGUGUCCUCCCCUCCUGCCAGGGCGAGGGCUGUGUCUUUCGACUUGCCUCACACAACACUUUUGUACCCCAGUGGUCAAAUCCCCAACGAAGUCAUGAAGAAUCUCUACCUGCCUUUGGAGACGGACAGCGAGUCUAGUGGAGAUUCUGCACCCAUAGAAGUGUUUGAACCGGAGCAAGCGGGAUCAUCUGUGGACCAGAAGAGAAACGUGUUUAAGAAAGACUUCCAUAACCAACCGCCUCUGAUACCCCAGGUGACUGUUAGCAGUGACUCUCCCAGUCCCAACAUGGGGCAGAAAGGCUUCGACAAUCACAGCUUUGAAAUGAUUCCAAAUCCUUACCCGUCACCAACAACAGUCCACCAAUCGCCAGAGCAGCGGGCUAAACAUGAGAGCAUUGACGACCUGCAGGACUCUACUUACUUUGGACCGGGGUCAAUCCCAGAUUGGUCCCCUCGGCACCUUCAACCUCCCAGGACCAAGAGACCCAUCUGGAGCAACAAGAGUCACAGUCUAGAGGACCGGAUAGCCCCGGGAAGCAUCGGAUCAGGGAUGGAAUCGCAAGGGGGGCAACUGCCAAGAAGAUCAACCCCUGCUAUCAGCAAUUUAGGGGAGUCUUCAGGAUGUGAGAGUGGUGAUAGUGGAUUGCCAAGUCUAUGCGAUAUAUUCAAGGCUAAGGGAACCCAGACGGAUCCACCGGACCCCCGGCGCCUUCGUAGCCUAGUCCACGCUGAUCGCCUCUCCUUCAUGACCUCAUUAGACGACCCUGAGUUUGGUGAGGAUGACAUCAGUGCCAUCUUUCGUUUCUUAGAUGACAUAAGCAUGUGCGGUUCCACAGGAGUCCUGCACCCCGGUGAUGGGUCAGCAGCCAUUAACCAGGACACCCAUGAGGCCAGACGUGGCCGCCUAGGCCAACUCCAAAGGCUCUUCCACUCUCUGGAAAGCAGUGAUGAUGGGCUCAAGGCUAGUGUCUGUAAGCUGCUGCUCCGUAUGAGCCAGAUAGAGAGACAGCUGGAGUCACUGAAUGAUGUAAAGGCUGAGAUUUCUCAGGUACUGUCUGCUCUGCAGCGACUGGAUGAAAAGAUCCAGCAGCCUAUCAGUGCUGGUGGUGGACAAGACUCUGGCGGGCGAUGGCUGGAGCCUCUCAGCGGUGUCUCGUCCUUUAUGAGCCACCCUCUAACCCCAUCUGAGUCAUCAGAGCCUCAGCCUCUGUCUGCGUCUGGGCAUCUGUUUCCAGGGACCAGCACUACUAGUCUGGACUGGAGCCGUUGGAACACUCCUGGGGAGCAAUCAGAGAGCAGCAAAACUCAGUCUGAUUCAAAGGGGAAAAAAGAGGGGAAGAAGGAUGCAUCAUCUCGUCGUACCUCCAAAACCCAGCCGGAGGAGAAAAUCGCCUCUGAAACCAAACAGCCAAACGUCACUAGCUCUGCAAGAGACUGGACAGUGUCAUUCUCGAAAACUAAAGAUGGCAAAGCUUCACAUGGACAGGCAGAUCCGUCAGGUAGCACAGCUAACCUGCUCUCCCAAAAGUCCACAAACCUGGUCGAACAAGUGUUUAACUCGUCCCUGUUCCGCCACAAAGACAGCAGCCUGACAGGUGGGCUAACAUCUGGGAAGAUCAUGGACCCCAGACUGGCUGAGGGGAGGGGAAGGCCCAUAUGGACUGUGGACGACAGAGAGGCACGAGUCACUCCUUUUGAUUUACAGGGCCAGGAGUCCCUGAACCCCAAUAACAUGGAGUUCUGGAUGGACGACAUCUACACUCCAGGCUACGAUGGUCUACUCAGGCGUAAAGAGGCUGACCUCCGCAGGGCCAAGAUCUGCAAGCUGGUUGCACUCAUUGGCACUGCGGUGACUAUCAUUCUCAUCAUCGUCAUUCCUGUUUGCCUUGUGCGCCCACAAGGCCCCUGACAGAGGACCCGCUUUAUUAUUUAUUAUCAGCAACUGUGUGCUGUGUCCAAGAACUUGCACGCCAUCCGGAGCUCAGUAUAAGACAGACUUUGACGUUAAGCGCCAUACAGCUGGAUCAGUGGUCAUUUAAUGUUCAGUACCUCGCUACACCUCUCUGCAUGCAGCGUCAUUUUUAUGACUUCAAGAAACAGAAGGAUUCCACUGCUUUCUUUGAAAUCCCUCUCCCAUGCAGUUACCAAUGCCAAGUUUGAUUCCCCCAUAUAUCAUAUAUUUAUGGUUUUUGUUCUUAAUACUUUCAGUUGGCUGCAAAGAAAGUCAUUAAGUAAAAAGGUUUUAAAUAAUUCUGAAAUAACUAUGAGGAGAUAUGUUGAAACUAGUAAUACUGAGCCAUUGCAAAAGUGUCAAUUUCCUUUUAAUUUCACAUUUUCUGAGAAGCAACACUGUCACAAAGACAUCGUGAAUCAGCUUCAGCCUCAAGCACUGCCUGACUCUUUCUUGCUGUUCUCUUGAGAACACUACAGGGCUUAUUUCAUGUGAGAUAAUAGUUUUAUUAGUACAUAAGUGUUUUACAUCUACAGUUUAUAAAUACUAAUGGAUUUUGUGGGCAGGAGCAGCAUUUUUAUUGUCCUUCUAGCUUGAAUGUUCUUUUCUUUCCUUUAAGCAACAAGAUACACUGCUCAAAGACACUUAAAUCAAUAAAAUAAAUCAUAUUUUUAUAGAGUUCCCUCCCAUUUUUCAAACUGCUCUUUAAGCCACCCGCGAAUGUGUUUGGGUUGGAGUGUUUACUAAGUGUCGGGUUUCAAAAAAUGGA